CCCGGUCCAGCCAUGGCGGCGGCCGGCGCAGCGAUGGCGGCUGGCAGCGCCGUGUGGCUCGGCGGGGACGCGGUGGAGUGGGUGCUGUGCCCCUACGAUGUCCAUCACCGUGUCCCCCGCGCGUCGCUGGAGAGGCACGCGGCGUCCUGCCGGCUCCGCAGGAUGGGAUACUCCGCCGAGGAGGAGGCCGAGAUGUACGACUCCAGCUUUUUCUACGAAAACUUGAAGGUUCCCACCGUGGCCAUGGAUAAAGACCUGCAGUUUCACAUUGUUAAGCAGGCUAGAGCCCAAAGUGCAGAGGAAGGUGCAGGCUACAGCGAAGGAUCUUACUCAUUACUGCCCAUAGAAGUUCCUCAAAACCACAAGCGUUUCACCUGUGACCUGACCCAAGCUGACCGCCUUGCUCUUUACGAUUACGUUGUUGAGGAAACAAAGAAACAGAGGUCUAGAUCCCAAAUAACGGAAAAUGACAGUGAUCUCUUUGUGGAUUUAGCAGCGAAAAUCACCCAAGAUGAUAGUCAGAAAGGUCCGAAGUCCCAUCUUGAAAUUCUGGCUGAAAUGCGAGAUUACAAAAGGCGGCGGCAGUCAUACAGAGCUAAGAAUGUUCAUAUAACAAAGAAGUCCUAUACUGAGGUGAUUCGGGAUGUGAUUGGUGUACAUAUGGAAGAACUCAGCAAUCAGUGGCAGGAGGAGAACAGGUUGGAUAAUGCAGAGAUGUCUGAAGGAGGGAAGUCGAAGUCUUCAGGAAGUUUAUUUUCAGAAGGGAAGACAGGCGGUCAGCUUCAGUGGACUCACGGCAGUCUGGGGGAAGCAGUAAGGAUAUGGAGUGCACAAGACACAGGAGAGACACCAGCAGGAGUCCAAGUAAACGAAGAAGGAGUCGUGAGAGAGGCAGAGACUCUCGAAGAAAAAGAGAGAGGGAUGAAGACAAGUAUCACAACCAUAAAAGAAGAAAGUAGAAACAAGAACCUGAUGAUUUUGUUCAUCAGGUGUUCAAAACAUAACUUCCACAAGAACUAUUGUUAUUGCUGUUUUGCCCAAGACAGUAAAGGUGUGCACGUAAUAUUGGUGUUGCAUCGCACCUGUGCUGCUUGGAGACAAAAAAGUGCUAAGGUUUGUCAGGAUGGAAGCAGUAUAUUUCAGAUAAUGUGUAAAUCUGUACCAUUUGUACAUCUGUUAAUAAAUUAUAUUGAUCUCUCAUGUAGUUGAGUUAUAUUCUGACAAGGCUGAAGAAUAAAAUUUAUGAGACAUUGUAUUUACUGGCCUUCCUGGCCCAGAGGUAGUGGAUAUAGAACAGAGCUAAUCCCUGGAGUCCAGAUCGGUUACAAACAGGGAAGGCAUGAAGAGAGCUCCCUCUCCUACCUAACAGUGUCACAGUGCUUACUUACAGAAUGUACGAGAGGGCAGAUUUCAGAGUUCUCCAACAGGAUAAAACAUCUUCAACUACAACUGCUUCAACUACUAAAUUAUAAAAUACUUAACUACUACAUGGACAGUAACACAAAUGUUAGUGUUCCCAAGCUCACGCUCAAAGAAAAUUUGGAUCAAUAGAAUCUGGCAAAGGUGAUGAGAA
Molecule: messenger RNA, 1573 nt
Organism: Catharus ustulatus (Swainson's thrush)
Lineage: Eukaryota; Metazoa; Chordata; Aves; Passeriformes; Turdidae
Gene: SNRNP48
Product: small nuclear ribonucleoprotein U11/U12 subunit 48
Exons: 9
Coding region: 13-1209 (398 amino acids)
Cellular component (GO): U12-type spliceosomal complex; nucleoplasm; cytosol
Source: RefSeq, a predicted model, not a curated record